AGCUUGAAGACAUUGUUCAGCGAGCUGCUUCCUCCAGCGGGUCCACUGCUGAAAGCUGGGCACUCUCUCCAGAGGCUGCUGCGGUGCUCAGAAGCUGAAAUUGAAGCUGACUGAGAUGAAGUGUACGUUGUUGCUGCUGACUCCGUUGUUAAUCCUACCUGCUGUACCAGCUGACAGCUCUGUGGAUUAUGACGACUAUGAUGAUUACUCCGAUAACGGGGACCCACCAGCUCCCCCAGUGAAGGGUUCAAUCCCGAGCACAGCUGAUAUCAUGAGGACGUUUGCUGCUGAGCGUAGAACUCUGAAUGGUUCCAAUGACACGGUGUGGGUGGUGCGUGAAAGAGCCUCACAGUUACUUACUGGACCCCUCACCACUGCCACCAUCCCAGCUCUCUACACCCUGGUCUUUGUCAUCGGCCUCCCAUCCAAUGGCCUGGGGCUUUGGGUCUUGGCGACCAGGGUCCGCAAAUUACCGUCCACCAUCUUCCUGAUGAACCUGGCUGUAGCUGACCUGCUCCUGUGCCUUGUGCUGCCGUUCAAAAUUCACUAUCACUUCCUGGGCAACCACUGGCUCUUUGGUGAGGCUCUGUGUCGGACAAUGACGGCCUUCUUCUACGGGAACAUGUACUGCUCCGUCCUGCUGCUCACCUUCAUCAGUGUGGACAGAUACUUCGCUCUGGUCCACCCGUUUCUCUCCAAGCGAUUCCGGGGCAAUGGCUUCGCUGUCCGGAGCUGUUGUGUGAUUUGGCUGCUUGUUGUCGUUGCCAUGUUACCGUUUCUCCUCCGUAGACAGACCUAUCCAAUCCAGAACCUCAACAUCACCACCUGCCAUGAUGCCUUACCCCUGGAAAGUCUAAAUGACUAUUUCUUCUAUUAUUUUGUGUGUCUGGUUGGUUUGGGCUUUGUAGUUCCUUGCUGUGUGACAGUGUUUUGCUAUGGCUCUGUCAUCUGGACCCUGAUCCAGACAGAGAGACGCUAUGUCCAUGCUGCAGUGCUCACAGGGCUCAUCCUGCUGGUGUUUGUGGUCUGCUUUGCCCCUAGUAAUUGCAUUUUGCUCAUUCACCACUCAGAGUACCUGCAGCACCAAAGCAGUCAGCUGUAUAUUUAUUACAUGGUGAGUCUGGUGCUCAGUAGCUGCAGCAGCUCCAUCAACCCCUUCAUUUAUUAUUAUGUUUCCGAUGAGUUUCGAGCCAAAGUGAAACGUGUCAUUUACUGUCAGAAAGUCAAAGACAGGACCUUCUCAGGUAAAACGUCUCAGGAGCUUCUGUCUACAAGCACCUACUCACCAUCCACACGGACCACAAGCUCCACAAGGAACAGUUCCAAAAACUGAACCCACCCAAACUCUGCUCCCAGUACCUCGCAGGCCCAGACACACCACCAGUUGGAAAACAAUCCCAAUCAGUCAAUCCAAACAGAUUCUGAAUCCCCCAAUGUCAUCAUUUUGGAAUUUAGAAAAUACAAGUGUUCUGGUGUUGGGGGGGGGUUGGGGGU
Messenger RNA from Hemiscyllium ocellatum (epaulette shark), 1494 nucleotides. Its product is annotated as proteinase-activated receptor 4-like. Gene Ontology annotation, molecular function: thrombin-activated receptor activity. Gene Ontology annotation, cellular component: membrane. NCBI's taxonomy places the organism in Eukaryota, Metazoa, Chordata, Chondrichthyes, Orectolobiformes, Hemiscylliidae. The transcript is spliced from 2 exons. Bases 116 to 1333 code for a protein of 405 amino acids. Gene Ontology annotation, biological process: blood coagulation; positive regulation of Rho protein signal transduction; thrombin-activated receptor signaling pathway. The record is from RefSeq and is a predicted model, not a curated record.